UUGUAUCUCAUUAAUUCAGGAUCAAACCGGAAUACUUCGGGCACGCGCCCUUUGUGUUUCAUUGGUUAAAAUAGCGCGUCUUGACAUCACGUGGUUCUUUCCAUUUCAACCGGCAACACACGGCAACAUCAUGGAUUACGGAUCAUAUGGCAAUGGUUACAGCAGUGGAGGCGGUGGUUACGGAGGUGGUGGUGGUGACUACAGCUCAGGUGGUGGCAGCUACGGGGGCGGUUAUGGUGGGGGAGGAUACGAUGGUGGUAGUGGAUACAGAGGUGGUAGAGGCCGUGGAGGGAGCCGAGGUGGCGGCAGGGGUGGAGGUCGCGGCGGCAGCAGGGGGUCACAAAACGACUACUUCAAGGACCCAGAGUCUGAGCCUUUCAGGAAACUUUUCAUCGGAGGAUUGAGCUUCGAGACCACAGAUGAAAGUUUAAAAGAACAUUUCUCACAGUGGGGCGAGAUUGUUGACUGUAUUGUCAUGAAAGAUCCAGAAACAAAAAGGUCCAGGGGAUUUGGUUUUAUUACAUACAAAGAGGCACAGAGCAUAGAAGAUGCCCAGGCUCACAGACCACACAAUGUUGAUGGCAGAGAAGUGGAAUCCAAGCGAGCCAUGCCCAGAAAUUCUGACGGCACAACAGAGUCAUCAAAGGCGACCAAAAAGCUGUUUGUGGGUGGAGUGAAGGACGGAGACACAGAGGACGACUACAUGAACCUGUUCAGUCAGGAGGGUGAGGUGGAGAAGGUCAACAUGGUCACAGACAAGGACACCGGCAAACAGAAACCCUUCUGCUUUAUCACCUUUGUGGACACUGAUGCCACAGAUAAAUGCGUCUUGAAACACGAGUUUGAGGUGAAUGGCCACUCGGUACAGGUGAAGAAAGCCGAAGAAAAGAACCAGCAGGCUGGUGGUCGAGGCGGCGGCAGGGGAGGUCGUGGAGGUGGUGGUGGAGGCAGGGGUGGAGGUUACGGUGGUUCUGGGUUUGGACAAGGGUAUGGUGAUCAAGGGGGCUAUGGAGGGGGGCCAAUGAGGGGAUCAGGUUACUCACAGAGGGGAUCGUCUGGACCAUAUGGCCAGGGUUAUGGUCGUGGUGGUGGUCGCGGUGGCAGCAGCUGGCAGUAAAAGUGUCUACGGGAAUCUCAUCACCAUUCUUUCUCUGUAUCUGGCAAUAGUAAAUCGGGGAAUCUGUGAUAUGCUAGGCAGACAAGACAAGGCAAAAUGCUAGGCAGGCAAUAUCCAACCCUAACAAUAGGCAGGAUUCACUACUUCCAUCCACAUUGAGAAUUUCAUCGGGAGAGGCAUUACUUUCCCUUGUCCACACACUAUCAUUCUUGAUAGGCAGGGAUAGUUCUAUGUAUAUAUAUAACCACCCAUGGUUAUGUUGAAGUUUAGAAAAUCUUGAUUCAUCGAAAAAAGAAAAUACUUGCACAGAUUUUUCUUAAAAGAUCUGUAGGAAGUAAAGUUAUAGAAAAUGUUUCCAAUUUCUGUAUUCUGAAGACAAAUUCAAUUCUUGCUGGUACCUUCGUACCUAUGCUACAGAAUAAAGUGAAAUAUAUGUUUACACAGUGAAAAUAGAUGGAUUUUCGAGUGUUAAAUUAUAUAUAUAUAUAUAUGCCAUUAUGAAUUUCUCCGGAGUUCUGAAGAGUUAUCAUGUUAGAAGAAGGAAUGUCAGCCUAACUUGUGAUUGAAAAAUUAGGGUUUUAUUCUUGAAUGUUGAUGUUUUAUUUCUGUUACUGUUGCCAGAUACACAGUGUAUCAUCGUUGUCAUUUGCCAUAUUGGUCUUACAUGUAAAUACAUCAAAUAAACAAUUUCCCAGGAUCAACGUUAGACAUUCUAGAUGUGUGUUGUUUGUUAUUGUACUAUUUUGUAAAAUCAUUGAUAAAAAUCUUUAAAAAUCAUGUUCACUUUAAAUAAAUGAAUAGAACAAAGUGAAA
Molecule: messenger RNA, 1930 nt
Organism: Dreissena polymorpha
Lineage: Eukaryota; Metazoa; Mollusca; Bivalvia; Myida; Dreissenidae
Product: heterogeneous nuclear ribonucleoprotein A3 homolog 1-like
Exons: 11
Coding region: 131-1117 (328 amino acids)
Molecular function (GO): RNA binding
Source: RefSeq, a predicted model, not a curated record